AUGAAAGGAGUUGGUUUCCUUGUUCAUAAGAAUAGUGUGAAAUCUGUAUUGGAAUGUACACCAAUAUCAAGUCGAAUCAUCAGUAUCAGACUAGCUGCAAAACCACAAAACAUAUCAAUUAUACAGGUCUACGCCCCAACAAAAGCAUCUGAUGAGGAAAUACUGGAACAAUUCUACAAGGAAUUAGAGGAAAGAAUCAAACAAAUACCAGGGAAAGAUGUCUUAAUAGUUCAAGAAUUCCGUGCUACACUUGGUGGAAAAUUUGCACCAUUACUUUUACUAGAUAACAUACAAGAAAUAUCAACAGAAAUGGAGAAGGCUAUAAAUGGCACGGCAAUGGAUAUGUUGGGUACAUAUAAAAAGGAAAACAUCCUUGGUAACAGCGGAAGUGCUGCAGGCCUAACCUCCAAUCCUAAAGAUGAAAUAAUUGCAGCCAUUAAGAAAUUAAAGAAUAGCAAGUCACCAGGGACAGAUAAUAUCACUGCAGAGCUUCUGAAAGCAGGUGGUGAUCCAGUACCCAGUAUAGUGUCAGUACUUAAAUCACUAUAUGAGCACGCAAAAAACACAGUAUUGAUAGGAGAUAAAUACAGUCCAUGGUUCAAAUCAAAUGUCGGCGUAAGACAAGGGUGCGUCUUAUCACCCACACUCUUCAACAUUUUCCUUGAACAAAUCAUGAUGGACACCUUGGACUCGUUUGACACGUUUAAAAGUGGUGUGAAAAUUGGGGGACAAACAAUAACAAAUCUACGCUUUGCAGAUGACAUAGAUCUUAUUUGCAGCAAUGAAGAAGAUCUUCAACAAUUAACUUUAUUAUUGGAUGUAACAGCAAGGAAAUAUGGCAUGGAAACGGAUACUCCGAACAACAAAACUGCACCUGCUGGGGCCGUCUUGCACGUGGCAUUCUCUGCACCUGUUAGACUAUUAGUGCCAGUCAGGCGAGAGAGUGGAGAUGGGAUUGCACAUCCUUUCUUCACUUUAAAGAUUUAUGUGCUGGUCAGGCAAACAGGCCACCAGGUUGAUAUAGCGGCUUUGAGUGAGACUAGAUUUCCUGGAGAAACACAGCUUGAAGAAGUCGAUGCAGGCUACACUUUCUACUGCAUUGGGCAGCCUAGAGACGCCCCAAGAAUCUCCGGUGUUGGUUUUGCUAUUCGUACCAAGUUUGCAAGAAGCUAG
Penaeus vannamei (Pacific white shrimp) is the source of this 1173-nucleotide messenger RNA. The record is from RefSeq and is a predicted model, not a curated record. NCBI's taxonomy places the organism in Eukaryota, Metazoa, Arthropoda, Malacostraca, Decapoda, Penaeidae.